Molecule: messenger RNA, 1208 nt
Organism: Dioscorea cayenensis subsp. rotundata (Guinea yam)
Lineage: Eukaryota; Viridiplantae; Streptophyta; Magnoliopsida; Dioscoreales; Dioscoreaceae
Exons: 1
Coding region: 299-511 (70 amino acids)
Source: RefSeq, a predicted model, not a curated record
CACCUUCCAUAAAAUCAAAUUCUUUCAAAAAGCUCACACCAUAUAUAUAUAUAUAUAUAUAUAUAUCACCUCCUUCUCUUUAAUAUUGGACAAGAAAAGAAGCUUUAAAGGAUAAUGACUAUUUGUUCCCACUACUUCAAAAGCAAAGUAGUAAUUAACUUUCUCCAUUACAUGCACUCUUCUUUCCUUAACUUUUUCUUUUUCUUUUUCUUUUUUUGGUUUUGAUACAUGAUCUAAAGCAUUGCUAUCUAUUAACUAUCUUCUUUGCAAACCCAUAUCAAUUAGAUAAAUUGAAAGAAUGUCACAGGACUGGGGACCGGUGAUCAUCGCAGUGGUUCUCUUCAUCUUGUUAUCUCCGGGGCUCUUAUUUCAGCUUCCGGCGAGGUCUAGGGUUGUAGAGUUUGGGAAUAUGAACACAAGUGGGUUAUCCAUUCUUGUUCAUAGUAUUAUCUUCUUUGCUAUUCUCACCAUUCUUGUCAUUGCUGUUGGAGUGCAUAUUCAUACAGGAUGAUAUAUAUAUAUAUAAAUAUAUAUCAUUCAUGCACUUUGUAGUUUGUUUUCAUGCAUGCAUGCAAGCACUUACGUAUACGUAUGUUUAAAGUUCCUGUGUUUCUUCAACUAAUUAACGUAUGAUAUAUAUAUACUUUCCUAUCUUUUUAUGUAUGUUUGAUUUCCAUGCAUGAAUAGUUCAUGUUCUUUUGCUUCUUUAAUCAAUUGUCGGUGGAGUGAUUCUUGUUUUCUUAAUUUCUAUUUUUGAAGUGAUGAGUUAUUAAUUUAUCAAUGUCUUUAUCGUGUUCUUGUGUUAAUUUCUUUAAUCAAGUUUGGUAGAGUAAUUCUUGUUUUCCUUAGUUUUUAUUUGUAAAGAUGAUCAAUUUAAUUUAUUGCUUAUUAACACACACACACACACACACACACACAUAUAACUUAAAUGGCAACUUAAUUAAGGGUUAUGUUUUAUCAAAGAAUAUGCCUACUCUGGCUUGAAGUUUAGUUGGUAAUAAAAGCAUUUUGGAGACAUAUCACGUCAUACAGCUAAUGGCUAAUUAAAGUGGAGAGUGAUGCCUCAAGAUUAUGACUUUAAUUAAUGGAAGCUAGGUAAUUAAAGGGUUCUUAUCUACUGAAAAAAAGUUUUAUUAAGCUUUAAUUUAUAUUAAUUAGUCUAAUUAUGUAUGAUUAACAACUGAUAUAAUUAAUUAAUACCAUCUUGA